This is a messenger RNA of Cuculus canorus (common cuckoo), 1822 nucleotides long. It is a transcript of the gene PCMTD1, whose product is annotated as protein-L-isoaspartate (D-aspartate) O-methyltransferase domain containing 1. The record is from RefSeq and is a predicted model, not a curated record. NCBI's taxonomy places the organism in Eukaryota, Metazoa, Chordata, Aves, Cuculiformes, Cuculidae. Bases 281 to 1027 code for a protein of 248 amino acids. Gene Ontology annotation, cellular component: cytoplasm. Gene Ontology annotation, biological process: protein modification process. Gene Ontology annotation, molecular function: protein-L-isoaspartate (D-aspartate) O-methyltransferase activity. The transcript has 6 exons.
AGCUGUUGGGGCUCCGCCUCCCCUCGCACCAACACAAACGGCGGCGGCGCGCGGGGCCCUCCGUGGUGCGGGUCGAACGCCGGUCCCGCUCCCUCGGAGAUCGCCCCGCAUCCCCAGUGAGUGUCGGUGCUGCGAAGGGUCCGGUGUCACUGCUGAAGGGGAGACCGUUGUGAUGUGCUUCUGAAAGAAGAACUGAGAAGUGAUUACAUACUUACACUUUUGGGAAAACUCUCCUCCUAAUGUAUUUUGCAAACUAAUUGAACUGUCAUAGAAAUUCAGCAUGGGAGGAGCUGUGAGUGCUGGAGAAGACAACGAUGACUUAAUUGAUAAUUUAAAAGAAGCUCAGUACAUUCGCACUGAGAGUGUGGAGCAAGCCUUCAGAGCAAUUGAUCGUGGUGAUUAUUAUCUGGAAGGUUACAGGGACAGUGCUUAUAAAGACUUGGCUUGGAAGCAUGGAAAUAUACACUUGUCAGCACCUUGCAUUUAUUCUGAAGUAAUGGAGGCAUUGAAGCUUCAGCCUGGAUUAUCUUUUCUAAAUCUGGGUAGUGGAACCGGAUACUUGAGUACAAUGGUGGGAUUAAUAUUAGGACCUUUUGGGAUAAAUCAUGGAAUAGAGCUUCAUUCAGAUGUGGUAGAAUAUGCCAAGGAAAAAUUGGAGAGCUUCAUAAAAUAUAGCGAUAGCUUUGAUAAAUUUGAAUUCUGUGAACCUGCCUUUGUGGUUGGUAAUUGUUUGGAAAUAGCCUCAGACAGUCAUCAAUAUGACCGGAUUUACUGUGGAGCUGGAGUCCAGAAAGAUCAUGAAAACUACAUGAAAAUUUUAUUGAAAGUUGGAGGCAUUUUAGUAAUGCCUAUAGAAGACCAGCUAACACAAAUCUUGAGAACAGGACAGAACACGUGGGAAAGUAAAAAUAUCCUUGCUGUUUCAUUUGCUCCACUAGUGCAACCAAACAGAAAUGACAAUGGCAAACAUGACACUGUGGGACUGCGGUAUAAGCACAAGGAUCCCAUGGCCGGGUCUGGAUUCUGACCAUCAUCACACCCUGGACUAUAACUCAGGUCCAUUCUCCAGGUUCAAAGGUUUGUAUUGUUUCUCUUCCUUGUCACCGUAAAAAGUGAAAAGAAAGAAUAAAAUCUUCCUAAAUAUAUUUUGUGCUACAGCUACUUUGUCAGAAAUUAAAUUGUACCCUCCCAGCCUAUCAUAUCCAAUUUAGAUUAGUAUUACUGGAUGGUAAGGUAAUGCUCAGUAACACAGUAUUGAUUCUGCAACCUAGGCCCAGCGACUGGAGGAUUGAGUAAUGAAAAUUAGCUUUAUCCAUACAGCUGUGUGUGUCUGUCCUUUAGCAGCUGAAUGAUACCUGCCCAAACAUGUACUGAAAGGGUUUUAUUCCUAUCUUGAGUGUUCUGAUUUGAGUGUAAGUAAAAUCAGUUUUCUAACUUCAGAUAAGUCUCAUCUGAGUAACGUCAUUUUCUGAAAGCUAACUGCAUGUUUUUCAGGCAGUGUUUUGCUCUAGAAGUGAUAACAUGAAGCAUUGGUAUGCAGAAAGGCCAUUGCUUAUGUUUAUUCCUGUAGAAACCAAGACCUUCCAUGAGCCGGUGAAAUGCUGUAAGUGAAAGGCGCAAAAAAGGGUCGUACUUACAGGGAGGAUCACACAGGACAGGUGACCCAAAACUGACCAACAGGGUACUCCAUUCCAUAAACAUCAUACUGGGUAUAAAACUGAGGGAUUGUAAGGGUCAGUCUUUUUUCUUUGAUGGCCAGAGUCUGGUAUGGAUCUCAUCUGUCUUUUUGCCCUGAUACCACAUCUGUGCAUUCCUGAAUCCA